GAUCUUUCCACACUCGGAUUUUUUUUUAUUUUAUUUUCCUCUUACGGUUUAAGCAAACUAGGGUUAGGGUGUUGGUUUUGGAGAAGCCAUGAAUUUGCCAAGGAAGAGGGUUCAACUUCUAAUCUUCGUCGUCGGCAUCGUCGCUCUCAGCAUCACUGCUGAAAAAUGCCGCCAGCUGCUUGGAGAAGAUGGUUCAUCCCAGAGUGGGAAGUUUACUUUGUUAAACUGCUUUGACAUGAGCUCUGGAACCCUAGCAUGCACCGUGAAGGAGGGUGUGAAGCUCUAUUUCUACAACAUCAGAGCUGCGCAUGUUGAAAGAGCACGGCAUCAUGCAAUUGAGGGAGCACUUUCUGAUGCAUUAACACAAGGACUGAAUGCUAAAGAUGCAGCUAAACACGCACAGAAAGAAGGAGCAAAAGCAGCGAAGUUGGCAACCCGACAAGCCAAACGUAUCAUAGGCCCCAUUAUUUCUUCCGGAUGGGACUUUUUUGAAGCUAUUUACUAUGGUGGUACCUUGACAGAAGGGUUCCUCAGAGGCACUGGAACCUUGUUUGGUGCCUAUACUGGUGGAUUCCUUGGUGAACAAAGGCUUGGGAGGUUCGGCUAUCUUGUGGGAAGCCAUUUGGGCAGCUGGGUGGGAGGUAGGAUAGGACUGAUGGUAUAUGACGUGGCCAAUGGAGUCCAGUUCUUGCUUCAAUCUGUCCAACCAGAAGAAACUCCCAUGGACAUGAGCUCUGAAGUUCCCGAAGAUCCCAGUUCUUACGAGUCUCCUGCCUAUGAAAGCUCUGAAGCACAAGAAGAUUCGGGUAUUUGGUGAUAUACUUUGGUCUCAUUACAAUUCUUUUCACUUAAAAUGAUGCAUUAUGUUGUUGAAUGGAGUAUGUGAUAUCUUUCAGCUGCAUUUCAGUAACAUUGAAAUCUGUAUAUGAGUGUAUCCUAUUUUUCUCAGACAACUACGUUCAUUUUUAGUUGUAGACCAUAAAUAGAAUGAAACAGUUGUUGAUAUCUCUUAAAAUGUUACUGUACCUUAGCUGUUACCCUGGACAUUAUAGAAGUGUUUGUCUAUUUGCUUAUU
Messenger RNA from Vitis riparia (riverbank grape), 1075 nucleotides. RefSeq lists its product as uncharacterized. Lineage: Eukaryota; Viridiplantae; Streptophyta; Magnoliopsida; Vitales; Vitaceae. The transcript is spliced from 2 exons. The record is from RefSeq and is a predicted model, not a curated record. Bases 89 to 817 code for a protein of 242 amino acids.